Cicer arietinum (chickpea) is the source of this 2207-nucleotide messenger RNA. NCBI's taxonomy places the organism in Eukaryota, Viridiplantae, Streptophyta, Magnoliopsida, Fabales, Fabaceae. The record is from RefSeq and is a predicted model, not a curated record.
CUGAAGGCAAAUCUCCUUUGGCAUUUAUUAAUUAUCUUGUUUUGCCUUAUCUAGCAGCAGAAAUUUUCCUUCCAGCAAGUUACCCCUCGAAACCGGAAAAAAAAAUCGUCUGAUAGUUGUAGCUACUAGCUAGUUAAUAUUUGUUCUUGGAAGAAUUUAUUUCUGUAAAAACUCCACUCCUAAAUUGGGCACAUCUCCUUUGGCAUUUUGGAGUCAUUUGAUUGAUUCCUAUUAUCCUGGCGGGCAAAUCUUCUUUGGCAUCAGAUCUCCGAUUUCAUUCGUCAAGAUAAUCUUGUGGAGAUACUGAUUAUCUGUGACAAAAAGUUUUAUCAAUCAGAAACAUAUGUUUUUGUUAUGCACAAUUAUCCAUUGAAGCCAUUAUCAACAUACUUGUGAUCACAGUAAGACACUGAGGUUUGAUUCUCCAUUUUCUUGAGAAGGAAUAUAAUUGAUGGAUGCUAUCACUAGUGAUUCAGAACGGAAGACUUCGAGUGACAGCAGCAGCAGUGAGGAUCAAGAGGAAAUUGAUUUUCUAUAUGGUGGGAAAGCUCAGAGCAUAUUUUCAAGUUUAGAGGAAAGCAUUGGGAAGAUUGAUGAUUUUCUCUCAUUUGAGAGAGCUUUUGUUCAUGGCAAUGUGGUCCGCUCCUUGUCAGAUCCAACCAGACAAAUGGGAAGGGUCACAAGUGUUGAUCUGUUUGUGGAUUUGGAAAAUGUGAAAGGAAACAUAUUAAAAAAUGUAAACUCGAAGAAACUUCUGAAGAUUCGCUCCAUUUCAGAAGGUGAUUAUGUGAUUAAGGGGCCAUGGCUCGGUCAGGUUCAAAGGGUCGUGGACAAAGUGAGUGUACUGUUCGAUGAUGGAGGUAAAUCUGAUAUUAUUGCAUUGGAAAGAGAUAAGCUUUUACCACUGACUAAUAAAUUUUCGGAAGAUUCCCAGUAUCCAUACUAUCCAGGUCAGAGAGUUAAGGUUAAGUCUUCUGGUGCGUCUAAAUCUGCAGGAUGGUUAUGUGGAACUUGGAGAGACAAUCAUGAUGAAGGAACGGUUUGUGCUGUAGAUGCAGGUUUGGUGUCUGUUAACUGGCUUGCUUCUGUUCUUGUCAGUAGUGAUUCGAAUGCCCCACCAUGCUGGCAAGAUUCCAAAAACUUGGCCACAUUGUCGUGUUUUUCGCAAGCAAACUGGCAGCUUGGUGACUGGUGCAUGCUCUCAGCUGCAGACCAAGCAGAACAGAUUAUUCAACAUGCGCCCACAGGAAGUCUUACUAUGGAGCAUAGUAUGAUAAGAGGGUGUAGGAGUCCGGGAAGAAACCUUAACUCUUAUAUUGAGGAGUUGUAUAUAAUUGGGAAGAUAAAGACUAAAGUUGAUAUUCUGUGGCAGAAUGGUGAACAUACUUUAGGAUUGGAUCCAGAGAAUUUACUCCUAGUGAAUAACACACAUGAAUUUUGGCCUCAUCAGUUUGUGCUGGAAAAAGGUGCUUCUUAUGAUCCUGUUAAGACUAGCAGUCAAAGAUGGGGUGUUGUCCCAUGUGUGGAUGCAAAGGAGCAUACUGUGAAGGUACAAAGGAAAACUGUUUCCAUAUCCAAACCAAAUAAUGAUUUGGAUGGAGACAAAUGGAGGAAACUGUGAGUGCCUAUGAACCUGUAGAGCACCCAGACUACUCCUGUUUUUUCGGUGAUAUUAUGUUCAAGGCGGCUCAAAAACAGUUUGGUUACCAAGCUGAUAAAGAAAAAGAAAAAUCUCCGAAUAACUCGAAAUCGGAGGCUGCUCUUAAAAAUGGGAACCAAAUGAGUUGUCAGGAGGAUGACUGUUACCUGUGCUGUGUUGGCACUGUUACUGGUUUCAAUGAUGGUGAUGUGGAGGUGCAAUUGGCUACUGGUUUCACAACCAAGCUAUGUUCAAAAAAAAAAAUUCUGUUAAUAUAAUGCAGUUAAUGAGCUUUCCAGCCAUGUAUGGUGCUGGUGCACUCAUGAAGUUUAUGCUUCCCAUAUCUCUUUAUCUAGAUGAGCAGUUUUUUAUAGAUGAUUAUUGAUCAUAUUAUUAGCUCAUUAGUCCUCAAUUCUCCUUGUACUAUGAUGUGAUAUUUGUAAACUGUGUGUGAUUGUGUGCAUUUAAGGUAUAAGAUCUUUCUUAGCUGAAACCAGGGUUAAUUUCUAGACGCUAGUUUGUGUAGUUAAGAUUUGUUUUGGAUGAUACUUGUUACUGUGUUGGAAUA